UCACAAAUAUGGAGGGCAAUAAAGACGAAGCUAAAAAAUGUCUUGAAUUUGCUCGUCGAUAUCUCGCCAAAGGCGAGAAGGAAAAGGCUAAAAAGUUUUUAAACAAGUCCCAAAGGCUUUUUCCUUUAAAAGAAGCCGAAAGUUUCGCUCAAGAACUGAACAAGAAGGACUCGAAAGAGAACGGCGAUGAAAACAUUCACAAUGGUUCAGCUCACAAAACUGAUAAGAAUAACGAAAAAAAUAAAAAUAACUUUGAGGAAUGUGACACUGAAGAAAAGACGAAAGAAUGUGAUUAUACUCCGGAUCAACUCGCGGAGGUCAAAAGAAUAAAUAAACUAAAAGACUAUUAUGAAAUUCUUGGCGUUGAAAAAGAUGCCAAAGAUGCAGACCUAAGAAAGGCAUAUAAGAAAUUAGCAUUACAAUUUCAUCCGGAUAAAAACAGAGCUCCUGGAAGUACUGAAGCUUUUAAAGCAAUUGGUAAUUCAUUUGCAAUUUUAAGUAAUCCUGAAAAAAGAAAGAAGUAUGACUUGUAUGGACCAGAUUCACCAGCAUUGAAUCACAAUCAUAGCCAUAACCACUUUAACCAUAAUGAUUUCGAAGCUGAUAUCACGCCAGAAGACUUGUUCAAUAUGUUCUUUGGUGGAAUGGCUGGAAAUCAAGUAUUUGUUCACAGACGUCAUCCCAGGAGACGACAGCGUCGUCGCCAUUCGGAGGAAGAAGAAUAUGAAACACACGAGGGUGGCCUUGGGAGGGUCAUGCAUUUGAUUCCUAUUUUAAUAUUUCUUGGAAUAUCCGUACUGACGUCACUGAUGGUCCAAGAUCCACCAUACAGUUUUAACAUUUCAGGGCCUUAUCGCCUCCACAGAAUCACACCAAAAUAUAAAGUCUCCUAUUAUGUACAGAGUGAUUUUAAUGAAAAUUAUAGCGGGAAAACAUUAACAAGAUUAGAGAAUCAAAUUGAAAGGGAAUAUUUGGGAAGAUUAAGGUCAACCUGCUUCAGAGAGCAGCAGAUACGGGAGGACAUGUAUGCGAGGGCGAGGUUUUGGAAUGACCAGAGUCUGCUGCGUCGAGCCAACAAUAUGAAGACUGAAUCUUGCGAUGAACUCGAGCGCAUGCGCAAUAGGUGAAAAUAAAUAAACAGGACACGAAUAUUUAAAUUAUUCCCAGCGAGAAAUAUUCGCGUAUAUAUUACCUCGGUCCGUAUACGCACUGUCACCCCCCGGCUUUACCCUUCCUCCCCCCCUGGAAGGCAAUCACCACCGCGCGAUCUCAACUGCAAAUCUCCAUGGUGACCCGGUGAAUGACGCAAGCAAGAUAUGGCCACUGAUCUGUAUAUAUGAUGGAUACGACCUGAAAUCAAAUGUGUAAUGGCCGAUUGCAUAAUGGACUAGGUUUUCAAGUAGGAAUGACUCGAUAAAAAAUUAUUAGUUGGGAAAUAUUGUGAAAUAAGGAAAUACUGUCUUGUGCGCGCGAAAAUUGAUACCAAUUCUCCGGAAUCUGUGAUACGUGAAUAUACAGAAUUUUCAAGACUAUAUUUUUGCUGUAUUUUACAAUAUUUUGCAGUCAAAUUUCGCAAGUGUUCUGAAGUUAGGAUGCUUUUGUGAGCUGAGCCUAUUCUCGUCUAACUUUGUCUAAAAUGCAAUCGUUCUAUUGAGGUUAUUUUAUAGAUAAAUUUGUAUUCUCUGAGAGUUUAACUAUUAAAAGUGGCUUUCAUUUAAGAAGAUAAGACAGAGUAAUUUGUCAG
Molecule: messenger RNA, 1744 nt
Organism: Dendronephthya gigantea
Lineage: Eukaryota; Metazoa; Cnidaria; Anthozoa; Malacalcyonacea; Nephtheidae
Product: dnaJ homolog subfamily B member 14-like
Exons: 10
Coding region: 9-1127 (372 amino acids)
Biological process (GO): cellular response to misfolded protein
Cellular component (GO): endoplasmic reticulum membrane
Molecular function (GO): Hsp70 protein binding
Source: RefSeq, a predicted model, not a curated record